Limanda limanda (common dab) is the source of this 1632-nucleotide messenger RNA. RefSeq names its product translocase of inner mitochondrial membrane 23 homolog a (yeast) (gene timm23a). The transcript is spliced from 7 exons. The coding region runs from base 291 to 923 and encodes 210 amino acids. Gene Ontology annotation, cellular component: mitochondrial inner membrane; TIM23 mitochondrial import inner membrane translocase complex. Gene Ontology annotation, biological process: protein import into mitochondrial matrix. NCBI's taxonomy places the organism in Eukaryota, Metazoa, Chordata, Actinopteri, Pleuronectiformes, Pleuronectidae. The record is from RefSeq and is a predicted model, not a curated record. Gene Ontology annotation, molecular function: transmembrane protein transporter activity.
UCCCCAGCAGAGGAGCGUGGAGCUGGAGGUCAGAGACGCGAUGAAAACACGACUUCCGUCCUUUUUAAAGCUAGAAUCGAGAGUUUCCACGUAGAAUCUUCGCUGUGGACACUUCCGACCCGCAGAGACAACCCUCCGUGUCCGUGUCCCCGGGUCCUGCGUCGUGUCGUCGCGGAUUCCCCGAGUUACACCAGCUAACGUCAGCUAGCCGAGCCGGUGCUAGCUAGCUUAGCUCCUUCCUGGCUCCAGGCUGCUCCCGGUGACCCCCGGAGCUUCACGCCGUUCUAACCAUGGACAACAACCCGUCCGGACCCGGGGGGUCGAAGGGAGGCCUCGGGGGUCUCUUCGGUGGGGGGGCCCCUGAGUACUCCAACACGGAGCUCGCCGGUGUCCCGUUGACGGGGAUGAGCCCUCUGUCCCCGUACCUCAAUGUCGACCCUCGUUUCCUGGUUCAGGACACAGAUGAGUUCAUUCUUCCCACGGGCGCCAAUAAAACCAGAGGAAGGUUUGAACUGGCUUUCUUCACCAUCGGAGGCUCCUGCAUAACCGGAGCAGCAUUCGGAACUGUGAACGGUUUCAGGAUGGGCCUGAAGGAGACCAGAGACAUGGCCUGGUCCAAACCUCGUAAUGUGCAGAUCCUGAACAUGGUGACCAGGCAGGGGGCUUCAUGGGCCAACUCGCUCGGCUCUGUUGCGUUGUUGUACAGUGUGUUUGGCGUGGCGAUAGAGAAAGCCAGGGGAGCAGAAGAUGACGUCAACACAGUGGCUGCUGGGACGUUAACUGGAAUGCUCUUUAAAUCAGGAAGUGGAUUAAAGGCUGUCGCCCGUGGAGGCCUGGCGGGUUUGGCCUUAUCUAGUGCCUACGCUCUCUACAACAACUGGGACCGCAUCACCGGAUCCCCCACAUCCUCCAGGCUGUACUAACCUUCCUCCCACACAUCUGCUUCAACGCCAGGGCCAAACCUCUCUCCAGGACACAGCCUUUCACCACAGCGCUAAGAGGAAUUAGACUCUGGUCAAAUGCAGUGUGCUUUCCAGUGUGAGGUGGCCCCAGUUCGCUGGUUUUCCACCAAUCGUCCGCUUCCCUUUUCCUGGAGCAUUCUGGGAAUUCAAAAAAUGUGUCUUACAAAGACGUCAUAAAAAUGUGGACUACAUUCCACCGGAGAUCCAGAUGUAGACCCCCCCCGACAGCACCUCUCCCCUCAUCUGUCUCUAAUCCUCUGAGGAUGUUACAGAGGUGUGUCAUCUCUUUAUCUUAUCGUUCAUCGGAGACUUUGCAGUCUUCUCUGAUGCUAGUGUUGAAAUGAGUGAACCCAUGACCUGUGGGUUGAACGAGCCAAUUAUUAGUUUGUAAAUGAAUUGUGACAUCUGGUGUGUGUUUCACCGGAUGAAUUUCAGUGGAUCCAUGUUCCGCAUGUCGGACUGAACGACUCUUCUAACGUGCAAACACAGAACAAAGCCUUACGGUCAGUUCUCCUCUGGUAUUUAUUAAAGAGUAUCUGCGGUGGGGUUUGUUUUACUGAGCAAAGAGUAAACCACUGUAACGCUGUACUGGGAGUGUGUGUUGAUCCUGUGUCUCCAUCCAACACACUGUAUAAACACAAAUAAAGAAAAAAAGGAAAUGUUCACCAAA